UUCCGUCAAUCAUCGCAGAAUUGUAUGAACUGAACUGAAGUUGGCUUUUCUGAGAAUUUCUGUAUUCCCAAAGUUUUCUUCUAUUUUAUAAAUUAAAAUUCGCGCGUAGAGAGGUUUAAAUAUGGAGGGUAUAUAUAAAAUUAAUUUAGUCCCAAGUGAUCUGAGCGUUGAGGAGACGAUACUGCAGAUUGCAGACACUUUGGAUAAUCUCAACGGUAUCGUAGACGAUGUAUUUGCAAGGCUGACGACACGAAUCAAGCAGAACAUGGAUAAGACAAUGAAACUCCACGAGAGAGUAGAGAUGUCGAGGUCGAAAGUAGAGAAGUUGACCGGCAUGCAGAAAGCAAUCAAAGUUUUUUCCAGUGCCAAGUACCCGGCCGCAAUAACUCACGAACAUUAUCAAUCAGCUUUUGACGCGGAUGGAUACCAGCACAAGUCGAAAAAGGUUACUCUGAGUGGAAAAACUCAGGGGCAGUAUAAUGAAAAGGAAUUACAGGAGAAACUCCAUUUCUACCACGUGAAAGUGGCAGAACCUAAAGACUCAAGGCCUAAACCAGAUUUCAAUUUAAAUAGUAUGAUCGACAAGCUAUCGAGUGUCGGUGACUUACUCAUAUUCAACACCGACGAGAGUCCUUAUCUGGGCACUAUUCGGCCGACAGCAGCGUACGUACCAACAGUGACCUCUAAGGUCGAGAGUAAGAGCCUACUGGAAGCGGCGCCCAGCUCUAUUGUGAACAGAGAUGUUUUGAAGCGCGAUGCGGAUGAAUAUCUGUAUGCACCAGGAAUGGGAAUGGUGCCGGAGCUGGAAAUGCCACUAGACCUUCCGCACUUACCGGGCAUAGCGGGCGACGUGCAGUUCUCAAAUACUACUGACGGGUCGAUAGCCCCAUCAGUUGUGACGUCACCAGUGGCGCAAGUCAUGCCUGUACCAGAGUUGGAACUCCCGGACUUGAAAGAAUUACAAGUUGUUCGGGAACCAAUAGAAGAGGUGAACGUGCCUGUGUCGGUAGUGCCUGACAUCCCUGACGCGCCGCCCCCGCCGCCGCCUGCGCAGGCCUUGCCUCCUCCACCGCCGCCGCCGCCCCCUCCACCACCGCCGAUGGACAUCGCGCCCCCCGCCGAUAUCCAACGGAAAGAGAAGGCUCCGUCGUCGACUCCAGCGCCAGCGCCUCCAGCCGGUGGCGACGCCCACUCUAACCUCAUGGCAGCCAUCCGCCAAGCAGGCGGAGCUGGUCGUGCCAAGCUCCGCUCAGCUUCCGAAUCCACACCACAGAAGGGCGGAUCAGUACCUAGCGGCGGUGAUCUGAUGGCGGAUCUCCACGCGAAGCUGUCGAUGCGACGCCGAGGCAUCUCUGGGGCUGAAAGGGCAGGAGGCUCGGUCCUGCACACACUGGCUAGCUACAUACCUGAACCUGAACAGUCCUCGCCUGCACGAUCAUCCAGCGACGACGACUGGGAAUAACCGGAUACAGUAACACUUCGAACUAAUUAAUUUAAGCUUAGUUACAUACUGAAUUAUGACUAUGUAAACACAGGGAAGUUAAAUACGAUUCUCUCUCACUCAUCUGCUCCAAGAUCUUCGCAGAUCUAAAUAAGUAAUGUUCCAUUGUCAAGACGUAGCAACAUUAUGUUAUUGAAGCAGCCUGCUGCCUGUUAUGAAAACCUGGUACCGACUUACAAGAGUACAAAGGCUCAGAGCCAAGAGCAUAAUUGAAUAGCUCCAUCCUUUGCUCACAAUUUAUUCAUACUACAGUAAUAAUGAACGUAAUAUCAAAGGGAAUAUCACUCUUUAAUUAAAGUCGCUACCGAAAUAUACAGCUGUAAGUGCAACUGCACCAUUUUAAUUGACGGACAAAAAUAAACCAUAUUCUCUACGGGCCAAGCUCGAGUUUUAUACACAAGAAAAUAAAUACGUAUUAAGUUUUAAAUUAUGAAAGAGUAUAUUAGUAUAGUUAAAAGUAAAGGGAAAUGUAAAUUUGUACAUUUAUAUAUUGGAUGUUAACAGUUUGUUUAAAGUUCGUCAUAACCGCUUUUUUCCAAAUGCGUCUUUUUCUUCCCCGGUCCCCAAUUAGAGGAUCUCUUACGAUAAUUUUCGUGGUACUGCCAUCUGUAUGUUCUAAGUAAAAACACAUUAAUUUGUUCUCCGAAAACUCGUUAUCGAUUGUUGGUCGUAUAAUAGGUAUAUUUAUGUCCAUUCCGUAUUAGGUUUUUAUGUUACUCUAAUCUUCAUACCUUCUCGGAAGCAGUGGGACAUACAAUUCCGAAUCGAUUAGAGCUAACCUUUACAUUGACCGCAUCCGAAUACUUAGAACGCUCUAAUUUUAGUCUAAUCAAAACGUUUUUGUUCGGCUUAUGCAAUGAAAACUAUCCGAUUGUUUACAUUAGUGCACGAGUUGUUUGCUUUAAGUGUUAGAAGUUGUUUCCUAAGAUUUUCCUCAAUUCCCGGUACGUCCACGUAUAAUAUCUCCGAGUUGGUUAGCGUUGUUUGAAUAAUAUUCAAGUUUUUGGGAACAUUUUCCUUGUUCUAGGGUAAUUGUUGAUGUUGUAUAGUUAUUAUGGUACACUAUUAACAUUCAGUGUCGAUGUGUUAGCUCCGUUGUUUAAUGUCAUGUUUACAUAGCUAAGGGUACAGUGUAUUAUAUAGGUACGUAAUUAUGUCCAAUCGUGGACUGAAAGCGAAAGGCUGAGUUGAUUGAUGAUAUAAUGUUCUAACUUUCUUAGUGGCGUCAGUAAAAUACGGUGAAUUAAAAGGAUAUAAAAAUAGUCUAGCUAAAUGAGUCAUUCUUAAUUAUCUAUUCAUUAUGUAACUAUAAGUUAACUACGUCACUAAUAGCACUAGCGGUACAACACUAACGUCACGGACUUCUACGUCACACGUUGAUGUUCCGUUCUUGAAUUCCUAGUAUACUAUGUAAAUUCUAUUCCAAUCGAAAGCUGGCACUAAUCUAAUAUUUACACAUUUUCAAAGUAAAUACUAUUUAUGAAAAGUAUUUUGUAGCAUAAUGUAAAUAUUUUAUAAUCUAUGUAUUUGUAACAUUUGGUCUAUUUCAAUUAUUAAUAUGUAUUGUUGUUGGAUAAGUAAGAAGCCUAACCGGAACAAUCCAAUUGUGGCCGUGGUCGGCAGUAUUCCGUGAAAUUUUUAAUAGUCAAGUUCUAUUUACAAACAGAGAUUGGAAAGGGCUCUCGUUCCGGGAGGUUAUUACGAUAAUCGUAUUUCUCACUAGUGACUAUCUCGCUUUCGUUUCUAGGAAGGUGCUCGGCUACAUUAACAGUGUUCCCCGCAAACUAUCAACUGGUUCGGCUGAUUAGCAUUUCCAGAAUUGAGAAAAAGCUGCAACAUGACAGCGCUCUACUUGUUCAUGUGCUCGGGUUGGACCAUUUCUAAUUGAUACGUUAGCUACGGCUUAACACAAAAGUUAAACAUGCGCCCUAGAUCUGAACUGAGGUGAUAUUGUAUGAAGUAAUAAAUUAUUCAUGGCUGCGAGCGUCAUUCCAAGUACUGCUAAAUGUGGACUAAAAUUAUCGCGGAGGAUGGAAUCUAGGUUGUUAGGAGCUGCUUGUGAUGAUUGUGCCUACCGCGACAGGUGCUAAAUAUUUACGACAUUAGGAAUGGAGUAAUGAAGUAAAGUUUCGCUGUCCAAACUAAAGUGUGUAGUGAGUGCAUAGCGAGAAGUUAUUGUAAGGUCAAGCAAGACUGGUUAUUGUAGCGGGGGACUGUCGGGGAAUGGUAGUGUUGACGUAGUCAGCGAUAUUUCACACGCGGCGCCGUGUUUAUUGGCAAUGAGCGAUGUUACGCAUAUCCAUAUUAUCCAUUGCCAAUGUCCGCGCGCGCGCCUUUGUACUGUCUGUGCAGUACGUCCAAUACAUUGCAUUUCUUCACAUUUAUGAAAUUGAUACGUAGUUCACAUUUUACACACCGUUUCAAGUUUAUUGUUAGACCUAUAUUGAAUGUUGUGGUAAAUCAAAUGAAAAUAAUAGAUGUUUAGCACUUUGUAUACGUGGAAGUCACUUUGUAAUUUGGGAAACGUCUUACGUAAAUAAAUACAUACGUAGGAAGGUAGGACAUGGUUGACAUCGAAUGAUUAAAAAACCCACACAAAAAAGCUAAUAUACUUGUAGUAUUUUCGUGAACGUUAUAAUAUGGUAUUAAUUGACCGUUCGUUUCUAAGAAUAAAUAUUAUUUGCUAUACAAUUUUUUAUUGUAACAUUUCUUAAGAAAAUUAUGGAGAAAGGUUGGUAAGCCUUAAUACGUAUACAAGAAAAUAAGAACGUAAAUACCUCAGCUUAGAAGCACAUCACGUAAGGUAAUUUAGGCAGUAGGCCUAUUCGCGUGCUUUACACACCUGUGCUGCAUCUCUACACGUGACGUGGGUUUAUUAUUUGGGAAUUAGGUAAAAUGGCGGCGUGAUGUGUCGCUUCAUUUUGUUUUUGUCAUCAGUAUGCGCCGGGGACGCGUGCUACAAACAGUUAUUCAUAUGAAACAGCCGUUAAUUCCAAUUCGUUGCGACCACGGAUUAGCGACGAUCCCAACUACCCGCUUCGUGUCAUACAAUCAAUAUUUACCUGUUAAUGUUGAUGUAAUAACGUAAUAAAAAAUCAAGUUUAUUCUAUCUAUAAGUAUUGACGCUUGUUUUGAUAGUGUAAGUGGAAUGUUUGUACGACAUUUUCUAUUUUAUGCAAAUGUUUUAAACGAAUAGUUACAAUUGUUAAGUUUUCAAUACAAUCAAUCAAUGAAUUAAUAAUUAUCGGUAUGUACACGUUAUAAACAAAUUAAAAUUGUUAUUUUCCGGGACCACGUGGCGGUAUUCAAAACUAAAAUAUUCAUAUUCACUUAAAAGAUGAUUGUCCUUAAACGAGUAAUGGAUAUUAGCGACCUUAAUACCUUUAUGGAAUAAUCCCUGUGUUAUUUUAAGUGGAAGGCGUGCUUCGAAUAAUACAUAGAUACGUUAUCUACGUUAGAUUUUGAAUCUUAUUGUUGAAGCAAUACGAUGUACAAUAAUGUCGUAGUGUUGUAGAUGGGUUACGAGUUCCGUUGAAAUAAACGUGCCGCUUGCGCUCUUUUUAUAUGAAAAUAAUUAAUGUAAUAUUUGUUUAAGUGUUACUGUUGUACGAAAUGGUAGUAAAAUCCCAAUAAAAACAUCGACGUUGAUCCUUGGUGCUUUAAAAAAAUCAAAUUAAAUAGUUUGUAAAACUACUGCAGUUUCGUAUCUGGGAGAUAUGGAUGCUGGAUAAGAAUUAGUUUCUUUCGAUAGUGAUAGCAGCAGUUUUUCUUAUCUUGUAAUUAAUUAUAAUUGUCGAUGGAUUUGUUAGGAAAGAUGGGCUUUGUGUUUGUCCUCUGCUUGAGUUUCGUCCGUCUGUAUAUCGUCGAGUCUACGUUGUCGUAAUAUUCCAUAAGAGCUUAAAAGCCGGGUCUUGCCUGUUACACGUCAGACCUCAAGCGAUCGUUCUGUGCGAUUUCCUAUAGUUUUAAAUUAGGUAUGUAAGUGUAAACCCGGAUAUUGCUUUUCCAACUUUGAAGUAGAGUCGAUACGAAAUGAAACUUUACGAGCUUUCCAAAGUGCACACAACGUUUGUUGUUUCAGUUUGUAGUGUGCAUAGAAUCUAACCACAGCGCUCCCGCUGGCUAAAAUGUAAACUAGUUUAUAUUGUACUCUGUAAAGAACCGAGUCCAGUUUAUAAUAAAAUUCAGUUCGUAUCGAUCCUCUUCCGAUCGGUAAGUUUGAUAAUUUAGGCCGAAUUGCACAGUUACGUCAGAGAUUAUGUAAAAAAUAUAAAACGCAGCUGUCAGUGUGUGGGUGCUUUACGUAAUGCCAUUGUUUUAGCUUAUUUUAUUAUAUUAAAAAUUAAGUUUUAUCCGCCAAUAUUAUACGUAGGUGUAAUAUCGCAAAGCAUGCAAGCUAAGGCCUUCUGCACUGUAACAACAAGUUUUGUAAAUUAUCCCGACAUUUUAUUACCUAAUUUUUAUAAUUAGGUGGUAAUAGUAAAUAGGGCACGACUACAGACGCGUCUGUGUGACGUGUGUUAAUUGAAUCGGUACACCCGCGGUCGAUGUCUAAUGUCGUAUGUUUCACCUCUAAUGCCGCCAUUCACAGUGAUAAACUACAAACACAAACAUACAUUUAGAUAAAUGACGUCAUUUACUGAGUGCACCACGUAAUUAAAUUGCAAUUCCUCUGAACUACACUUCUAAUGAAUUAUACUAAUUGAAAAACAUAUUAAUAAUUACAAACUGUCGACUUAGACAUUGACCGGACCCUAGAAUAAGACUGAAAUCACAGAUAAAUAAUAUUUUGAAAUUAAAUCAUUUUAAAAAUCAAAUGUAAAAUGGUUGGUUGGGUAAGGAUAAGUGCAUACGGCCCGCUAACUUGUAAGCAAGCGUUUAAAGAAAUCUGAAUAGUUAUUAAGUUUGAAUGGAUUCCGACUAACUUGUGUAGCUUAUCGGCGAAAUAUAUUAAAAACUAUGUUGAUAUUAUAAUGAAUUUAACGAAAUUAUGUAUAUAGGUAUAUAGAAUUUUAAUGUAGAUGUUUUUAAUUGUAUAAAACUGUUAGUGUAAUAUUUUAUGAUGUACGAUUAAUUUGACGGCGCUGUCCAGUGAGACGUAGUAUUGUACUGUAAAGAAAUUACGAGAUGCGCUUAAAUAAAAGCAUAACACAAUUUGCAAGCUGUACAAGUAGGUACGUCAACCAAUUUUGAUCUCUAUUGCUUUCAACUUAAUAGUUGGUUUGGCAAAAUAAUGUUUUCCUUUUUUUAAGUCUAUGACAUAAAUCUCGGAAUUGGUUGAUGUAACUGCAAAAAGUUGUCGAAUGUGUAGUGUUAUUUAGUCCAGGCGUUUUUAUGAACAUUACGUGUCAAUGGUCAGUGCCGUCCUUAGUAAUACUUGCCUUCAUAAUUUUGUUUAAGUUUUGACUGACUGAUUUAAAUGUUCACGUGUUAUAGUUUAUAGUGACUUUUUUACACUCCAUGCAUUUUUUUAAGUCAAUGCAAAUAUUUUUUUAAACUAUUUAGGUACAACAAUCAAUAGUCAACUACAUAUUUUUAAGAUGGAUUAGUGUAAUUUGUUUUAUUGAUAACGAUGUUUAAGUCAUUAAUUUAUUUGCAGCGAAUAUUUACAGUAGACAUGUUUGUUACUAUAGAAGUAUGUUGUUUAUCCUGAAUCGAAUCCGUGUAAAGCACUAAUCCGUCUCAUAGGUGUAAUGUGUAAAUAUAAAGUCGGUAUACUGUAACUGUUCACUGGAUUGUAUCACGUUGUCAUUUAUACGUACGUUUGUUGUAUGAUGGAUUUUACAUGUUACGAUGUAUGGUAUAUGCAUUCAUUAAUUAUAUGUAUAAUGAAAUUUUAAAUAUCAACAACUA
This is a messenger RNA of Spodoptera litura, 7354 nucleotides long. RefSeq names its product WASH complex subunit 1. Gene Ontology annotation, cellular component: recycling endosome; early endosome; WASH complex. The record is from RefSeq and is a predicted model, not a curated record. Gene Ontology annotation, biological process: Arp2/3 complex-mediated actin nucleation; retrograde transport, endosome to Golgi; endocytic recycling. Gene Ontology annotation, molecular function: alpha-tubulin binding; gamma-tubulin binding; actin binding. NCBI's taxonomy places the organism in Eukaryota, Metazoa, Arthropoda, Insecta, Lepidoptera, Noctuidae.